AUGGCGCCGCUCGCGCGAACUCGUCGCGGGCCACAGGCUUCCGAGCGCUUCGUGCUGAUCCCAGCCACCUACAAGAACAGCACGACUGGCUACAAGAACGUGACCUACAACCGCAGCAAAAAGAAGUUCGAGGCGAAGGUGAAUGCUGGCGGCAAGCGUGUCCACCUCGGCCUCUUCGAAACCGCCGAAGAGGCGGCCAUCGCCUACGCUCGCUCAGAGUACGGCCGCGCCGACGCCGCCAAGCUGCUGCAGCCUCGCCCGGCUCCGACUGCCGCUGGCGCUGAGGCGAUACGGCAGGCGGAGAGGGAGGGCCUGACUCUGGUCGCCAGCAGCAGCAGCAGCGGCUACAAAGGCGUGACCUUCAAGCCGAAGAAGCAACGCACCAAGAAGUACGAGCUGACGGUGAGGGUUGGAACCAAAAAGGUCACCCUCGGCUACUUCGCCACCGCCGAGCAGGCGGCGCUCUUCUACGCCCGCUGGGAGGCGGGCAGGGACACCCGCGAUCUGACCGCGCUGCCGCCGCUGCCGCCGCCACCCGAGCCUUCCUCUGCCGCUGGUGCCAAGGCAGUCCGGCAAGCGGAGAGGGAGGGACUCACUCUGGCCAAGGCAGACUUUUUUGAGAAAUUCUCCACUAGCACCAACUUCCCGAUUAAGUACGGUUAA
Emiliania huxleyi CCMP1516 is the source of this 663-nucleotide messenger RNA. RefSeq lists its product as hypothetical. The coding region runs from base 1 to 663 and encodes 220 amino acids. Lineage: Eukaryota; Haptophyta; Isochrysidales; Noelaerhabdaceae. Gene Ontology annotation, biological process: regulation of DNA-templated transcription. The record is from RefSeq and is a predicted model, not a curated record. The transcript is spliced from 2 exons. Gene Ontology annotation, molecular function: DNA binding; DNA-binding transcription factor activity.